Messenger RNA from Cynara cardunculus var. scolymus (artichoke), 1287 nucleotides. Its product is annotated as E3 ubiquitin-protein ligase MARCH1. The record is from RefSeq and is a predicted model, not a curated record. Bases 202 to 1143 code for a protein of 313 amino acids. Gene Ontology annotation, molecular function: zinc ion binding. NCBI's taxonomy places the organism in Eukaryota, Viridiplantae, Streptophyta, Magnoliopsida, Asterales, Asteraceae. The transcript has 7 exons.
ACCCUCGUAUCCAAAUCCAAAAUUGGUUUCAUCAGUUGACAGGGGCUUCCAACGUUUUCUUUUCACCAACUUGUUGUCCAAUUUCUAUUCCCAAAUUUCAGGUAAAUUAAUCAGAUGAUAUCAUUCUGAAAUCCUUCAUAUCUUAUGUCGAAUUAUUCUCCCAGGGUUUUUCUGGUUAUUGAUUAGGUUUAGAAUUGUUAAAUGAACGGAGAAUUACAGCUAGAACCGAGGGGUUUGGAAAACCCUAGCGAUUCAGAUCCUUUGCUUCCGAAUCAUCAAAACACCGGUUCUGAAUCACCAUCACCAUCGCCGGCGGUCGCUGCGAGUUCUAGUGAGAUAAAAGAUGAAGAUGUUGAAGCUGGUUCAAUAGCUACUUGUCGUAUUUGCCUUGAAUGCGACGGAGAAGAAGAUGAUGAUCUGAUAUCUCCAUGCAUGUGCAAAGGCACCCAGCAGUUUGUGCAUCGUUCGUGCCUUGAUCAUUGGCGGUCCGUCAAGGAAGGUUUUGCCUUUUCACAUUGCACAACUUGCAAAGCACAGUUUCAUCUUCGAGUUGUUGAGUCAGAAGACAACUCCUGGCGCAAAAUAAAAUUCAGACUAUUUGUUGCUAGGGAUGUCUGCCUUGUAUUUUUGGCUGCACAAACAGUAAUUGGAAUGAUGGGAGGUCUAGCAUAUCUUGCUGACAAAGAUGGGUCUUUCAGAGAUUCAUUUAAUGAUAGUUGGGACCGUAUAUUGUCAAGGCAUCCUAUACCAUUCUACUACUGUAUAGGGGUCCUUGUCUUCUUUGUAUUACUCGGAUUUUUUGGGAUUAUACUACACUGCUCUUCCUUCAAUAACGAUCCACGGAUGGCUGGCUGCCAAAAUUGCUGUUAUGGUUGGGGAGUUUUGGACUGUUUUCCAGCAUCAAUGGAGGCAUGCUUUGCUCUGGUUAUAGUUUUUGUGGUCAUAUUCGCAAUUCUUGGUAUUGCCUAUGGCUUUCUUGCUGCCACCAUGGCUGUCCAGAGGAUCUGGCAGAGACACUACCACAUCCUCACCAAGAGAGAACUUACACAGGAGUAUGUGGUGGAGGAUCUUCAGGGGUGUUACACACCUCCAAAACUGGAUCCAGAGCAUGUGGAGCGCCUAAAGAUGCUAAACCUUUUGUGACCACCAGAUACAUAUGAUGGCCACCUAAUGCGUAUAUCCAAUACUUUCUUUCAUUGGUGGUGUAACAAUAUACAUAUAAUAUAUAUACACCCUGAUUUUGUUUUUGAUAAGUUGGUAUAUCUUACAUACUUUCAUGCUUUUUCU